GCUGCCAAAGCCAAGCCCCAGGACCAGGACAGCCGGCGGCGGCAGGACGGCUUCGUCGCCGUCCGGGGUGCUCCUCGCCGGAAGAUGCCAGAGGGGGAGGGAAAUCUCUGCUGGGGCUCCCCGGAUGCCGCCGCAAGAGGGUCGCCGCGAGAAACCGUGCUCCUGGAUGCCAGAUAAUCUCUGCAGGGGAGGCCGUAGCAAAUCUUCUCUGGGGCUGCUGUCGAGUAAUUUCUUUGUUCUGAUGUGAGAUAAUUUCUUUCUUUGUUCGCAGGGUUAGGUUAAUAAUUUCGACAGAUUCGGUAUCAUGUUGCUGUCAUCGACCUAGGGUUGAUUUGGUGUUGACUGCUUAUCAGAUGCACGAAUUGCAUAAACAAUGCUGAUGGAUUACGUUCUCUGACAUUUUUUUAUGAACUGAUUAGUAUAAUGUAUAUCCAUGACUCCACUGCAGGGGAUUAAAUUGGUGGCUUGUUGCUAUCAUGUACGGUGGGAUUAGAUUCAUCGUGUGACAAUUUGCAGCACUGAGUACUCUCAAAACUGCAACUUGCACAAGGGACUAGGGAUGACCACAUCGUCUCCUGGCCUUGGUGGUGCCUGUUAGCAGCCAAUGCAUAUGCCGAGGAACCUCAACUCUAAACAAAUUGAGACUGUAUUGGAUUUAGUCUCCAUUAAUCAUUGUUUUAUAUAUGCAGGCAAUCUCAAAGAAAUCGAUUCACUUAACAUAUAUUAGCACUCUGAACAUAUAUUGGCUUAUCAGUUAUCAAGUACUCCCUACGAUCCCUAAUAAAAGUUGUACUAAAUCAGUGACACUUAUUAUGGAUCGGCCCCACAUUCAGGUAUAUCCUUUUCUCGAGUGCAGUGGCGAUUUUUGGCUUUCGAAGACUUGACUAGUUAUAAAAUCUGCAUCUGCAACUUGCCCUGUGUAGUUUCAGUUAAACAUAAUAUCUGCAACUUCCAUAAAAUGGAUAUGCCUGUUUCUGGUUGUCCUGCUGACCAUGCACUGUGUUCAAUUGCUUUGUUUUGGGUAACAAAUGCGUUACGUAAAUUUUUUCUAGUAAUUUGUGCUUUUCAAUUUUCGGGCUAGCGUCGAAUCAUUUCUGACCAGACAGCAGGGAAUUGGUAGUUUGUUACCAUCACGAGGGGAUUAAAUUUAUGUGCCUAUCUAUGGACGAGCACAUUCAAAAUUGCAACUUGCACAGAUGACAAAGGGAAAAUAAAAUAAAAAACAUGUCGUGCCAGCUUUGGUGAUGCGCAUUUCCAGCCAAUGCAUACGCCCCGUGAAUCUAAACUGCAAGCAAUUGUCACUAUUGGAAUUAUUAUGAAGCAUGGUGUGAAGACUCAUUUCAUAUACAUGUCUUAUAGAAUGCACUCAGAGGAGCCUUUGCAAAUGAAAUAAUUUUUGCUCAUGAAUCAUUCGCUUACCACUCCUCCCUCGUCUGGUUCGUAUGGGAACUUCUUGUUCAUUUCCUCAGGUCACCCACUCGGAGUGUGGUCAUCAUUAUUUUGAGACCAUGCAAACUCAGUCUUUCGAUUAAUGUACAAUAGCUAAUCAAAGAAUUUAACAAAAUCAACCUUCUUUCUCUCACGCCAUCAUUGCUAGUUUCUUGCAUUUUUUAAGACGCUACGGAAGGAGUAGGUGGAUUUUUGUCCUCAUUUACAUAUUCAAAUUACAUCAAUUAGUUUAUCCCAGGAUUUAUUUUUAAUUGUACAAGUUGCCUAGAUGGUCAGUGGAGACAACUCUAAAGCAGAUAAAAAGAUGAGACUGCUAACUAGUCUUGCCUGCAUGCUGUUCCGGAUGAUUAAUGAAUAAUGGAGACUUGUAGACUGUCUAACUAGUUAUACAUAGUUAAUGCAACCUCCCAGCCACUAUUCAUGAGAUACAAGAAGAUGGUGCUUCUUAACUUUCGCGGGAAAGAAGGUGAUGCUUCAGUAGGAGCUGCUCUUUAGCUUUCAAUGAUUUCCUCUGUUUAUGCAUUCGUUCAGUUUGCAAAAUUCUGCUUGUGCUUCACUCAGCUUCUGCAUCCACUCUCUUCACUCUCUGGUAAGCUCAACUGUGCCCUCUAAUCAACAGUUUACAUAUUUCAUCCUCCUCAUCUUGACCUUUCUUAAGUAAUACCUUAUUUGCACACACUGAUUGCACAGAUUCAGCACAAGUGUCAUGAUCGGCGCACUCGUUUGAUUGUUUGUUGGACUGCUUAGCAAAGAGAUCCUGUUGGGACUUGAGAGGGAACUUGAUUUGUACGAUCACAUCUCACUCUUCCGCAGCAGUCUAACCUUAUUCAAUAUUCAGGUAUUUUCUCUAGUUCUGAUAGCUCUGUUGGGUGAUAAUUUUUCUUCUAUUCACUGAACCAGCUUUCUUUCAAGGGAAACAUGUAUUCACAUUCUCCUUGUCCCUUUUUACAUCAGCAGCAGUGAGGCUUUCUUUGGGUCACUGGCUGAUACUCUUCUAAAUCUCUUCGACACACUGACCUAUUCAACCAGUUACUUAUCAAUUAUCAUUUCCCCUUUGGCUUCGGCAAGUGAGAUCUUAUUAAAGUAGUGAUGGGUUGACCGAGAUCAGAAAGGGGUGAUUGGUUGGUAGCUUGAUCUUACUAUUGAUUCUUGUUUCUUUCUUGCUGAAAGAUUGGUUUGAAAGCCAGCAAGUUAGCUACACUUCCAGGGAAAUCGCUUUGUUGUGGAUCAACCUCGUUAAGCUUGUGUGAUGGCAACCAUACUGGAUUCUCUUGUUGGGUCAUGUGCCAAAAAAUUGCAAGAUAUCAUUACAGAAGAGGCAGUUCUGAUUCUAGGGGUAGAAGAAGACCUCAGAGAGCUGCAGCGAACAAUGACCCAAAUACAAUGCUUCCUUAAUGACGCCCAGCAAAGGAGGACUGCAGAAUCCGCGGUUUACAAUUGGCUUGGUGAGCUGAGAGAUGCUAUGUAUUAUGCUGAUGAUAUUAUUGACCUGGCAAGAUCUGAAGGAGGCAAGCUACUUGCUGAACAUCCUUCAUCAAGAAAGUCAACUUCAUGUACUGGCAUUUCAUUGUUCACUUGCAUUCCUAAUGUUCAGAAGCGUCACAAGAUUGCUGUUCAAAUCAGAGACUUCAAUGCUGAACUUGAGAGGAUUUCAAAGGUGGGUGAAAGAUUUUUAAAGCUUCAGAAUAUGCAGCCUAAAGCGGAAGUUCAGGUAGCAAAGCAGAGUAUGCAGCGAAGUAGCCUUGAGGAGCCCAAUCUUCUGGGGAAGGAAGCUUGGAGAAACAUGGUGGAUUUGGUCCUUGCUCAUAAGGAGAACAAGACUUACAAGCUCGCAAUUGUUGGAACAGGAGGAGUUGGAAAGAUAACCCUCGCUCAGAAAAUAUAUAAUGAUCAGAAAAUACAAGGGAACUUCAACAAACAAGCAUGGAUUUGUGUUUCUAAGGAUUACUCUGAAGUUGCUAUAUUGAAAGAAGUUCUCCGCAAAAUUGGGGUACCUUAUGACCAAGAUGAAAAUGCUGGAGAGCUCAGCCGCAAGCUUCAAGUGGCAAUUGAUAAGAAGAGUUUUUUCCUUGUGUUGGAUGAUGUCUGGCAGGCUGAGUCAUGGAUCGAUGUACUGAGAACUCCAUUACACGCUGCCACUACAGUAGUUGUUCUAGUGACAACUCGACAUGAUACAGUUGCACUGGCAAUUGGGGCUGAACAUAUGCAUCGUGUUGAUCUGAUGUCAAUCGAUGUUGGAUGGGAGCUUCUUUGGAAGAGUAUGAACAUCAAUGAAGUCAAAGAAGUGCAAAGCCUGCGGGAUAUAGGGAUGGAGAUUGUUCGUAAAUGUGGUGGCCUCCCUCUUGCCAUCAAAGUUAUUGCUCCUAUUCUAGCAACUAAGGAGAAAACUGAGAAGGGAUGGAGAACGGUUAUAAACAAAAGUUCUUGGUCUAUGAGAAAGCUUCCCCCUGAGCUUUCAGGUGCUUUGUAUUUGAGUUAUGAUGAGCUACCACGGCAUUUAAAGCAAUGUUUGCUCUAUUGCAGCUUAUAUCCAGAAGAUAGUGAGAUGUGGCGUGGAGAUCUUACCAGGCUUUGGGUUGCUGAAGGUUUUAUAGAAGAGCAAAUAUUAGAAGAUACUGCUGAAGAAUAUUACUAUGAGUUGUUACAUAGAAAUCUCCUUUAACCAGCUCAACAGUAUUUUGACCAUGAGGUCUGCAAAAUGCAUGAUCUUUUUAGGCAACUUGCUCAACAUAUAUCAGCAGAAGAAUGUUUUUGCGGAGACCCACAAUCCUUGGAGGCUAAAUUUUUUCCCAAACUGCGGCGUAUUUCAAUUGUCACUGACAAGGAUUCGGUACAUCUUCCUAAUGUGGGAAAGGAGCAGAUUAGAGCAAGGACUUUGAACAUUCAUUGUGCCAAGCCACCAAGAGUUGAAAGUACAAUUUUCAAAAUGCUUCCGUGCAUCCGAGUUUUGAAUCUUUCUGGUUCAUCCAUAGAAGCCAUUCCAGCUUGCAUUGGAAAUUUGGUCCAUCUACGAUUGCUUGAUCUCAAUGGCACAGAUAUAUCUUCUCUUCCAGAGUCCAUUGGUUAUCUCAUAAACCUUCAGAUCCUGAACUUGCAAAUGUGCAAAGCUCUGCAUAAUCUUCCUUUGGCGAUCACCCAGUUGUGCAAUUUAAGGUAUCUUGGUUUGCAUGGUACACCCAUAAAUCAGGUUACAAAGGGGAUAGGGACAUUGGAGUUCCUGAAUGAUUUAGAAGGAUUUUCUAUUGGUGGUGAAACUGGUAGUGCUAAAACACAAGAUGGAUGGAAGUUGGAAGAACUGAGGCAUCUCUCAUGGCUGAGGAAUCUUGAUUUGAUCACACUGGAAAGAGCAGUUCCUUGUAGCACAAAUUUAUUACUACAAGAUAAAAAGUAUCUCAAAGUUUUGAAGCUAAGGUGCACAGAACAUUCGGACAUACCAUAUUCAGAAGAAGAUGUUGGCAAAAUUGAGAAGAUCUUUGAGCAGCUAAUCCCUUCUCAGAACCUGGAAUAUAUAGGUAUUUUUGGAUUCUUUGGUCGGAGGUAUCCAACUUGGCUGAACAGUACCCAUUUGUCCUCAGUCAAACUCUUGAAGCUCAUAGACUGCAUUUCUUGUGUGCAUCUUCCACCACUUGGGCAGCUACCCAACCUGAAGUAUCUGAGAAUUAAUGGAGCAGCCGCAAUUACCAAUAUUGGGCCCGAAUUUGUGGGCUGCAGGGGGGCUAAUCCCAGAUCUCCGGUGGCCAUUGCUUUCCCCAAGCUAGAAUGGUUGGUAGUUGAGGGUAUGCCCAACUGCGAGGAGUGGUCCUUUGUUGAAGAGGAAGAUGCAGCUGCACCGGCUAUGGAGGGGGGAGUGGAUGGAUCUGUUGAGAUUCGAAAAGAGAAAGCCCCUUCUCCAGGGAUGCUACUGCUUCCAUGCUUGAAGAAGUUAGAACUUGUUGACUUCCCCAAGCUGGGAGCUCUCCCAUGACAGUUUGGAAAUCAGGCCACCAGCUUGAAAGAGCUACAAAUAAGAGGAGCGAGUUGCUUGAAGGUGAUGGAGGACAUGCCAUUCCUCUCUGCCCUCAAAAUCGAGGGAUGUGAAGUGCUUGAGAGGGUCUCAAACCUUCCUCUGGUGAGAGUGAUGUGUGCGCAUGGUUGCCCAAACUUACAGAAUGUAGAAGGGUUGGGCAGUUUGCAGCAGCUGUGGUUGCACAAAAAUAUGGAGGAUAUAUCCAAGCUAUGGGUGCCAGAGCUUCAACAGCAGUGCCAACAAAUUCAUGGUGAAGACCUGGAUGUGUUUGACUGGGUUUAGUAGAUUCAACAGUUGCAUGGCAUCUGAAGAAACGAGGCUAUUUAGUCUGAAGAGGUGUGGAACUUUCUGUUGAUCAUCGCAAUGGGCGCAUCAAGUGGUACCUCUGAGAGAAAAUCACAAAAAUUAGUAUAUGUAAAAAAUCCGAAGAAAAGAUGAAAACAAAAUGGCAAAAAAAGUGAAAACAAAAAUCCAAAAAAAAUGAAAACAAAAAAUGGCAAAAAACUGAGAAAAAUAAAACUCCAAAAAAGUUUAUUUGUCUUGUAAUUUUACUUUUCAUGUGUGUUUUUUCUUGGUAGAGUAGGUAACUCCGCCAAUGUGAGGACAAAUGUUAUACUACUUAUGUCGCAUAGCUAAAUCUUGUUGCAGCUUCUUCAUGUCAACAAAUGUAGAACUUGUGUUGCAUAGCCGGUUUGCCGCUCAUCACAAGAUUGUUGUAUGCCGUUUUCCCCAUGCAUAGACAUGUGAUGUACUAAUGUCAGCUCAGAAUACCAUCAAGAUGCUCAUCACAAA
Molecule: messenger RNA, 6247 nt
Organism: Brachypodium distachyon (stiff brome)
Lineage: Eukaryota; Viridiplantae; Streptophyta; Magnoliopsida; Poales; Poaceae
Product: putative disease resistance protein RGA4
Exons: 3
Coding region: 2699-4111 (470 amino acids)
Biological process (GO): defense response to other organism
Molecular function (GO): ADP binding
Source: RefSeq, a predicted model, not a curated record